Messenger RNA from Botrytis deweyae, 1512 nucleotides. RefSeq lists its product as uncharacterized. Bases 1 to 1512 code for a protein of 503 amino acids. Lineage: Eukaryota; Fungi; Ascomycota; Leotiomycetes; Helotiales; Sclerotiniaceae. The transcript is spliced from 2 exons. The record is from RefSeq and is a predicted model, not a curated record.
AUGGCGGAAGCUAUCGGAUUAAGCGCGUCAGUUAUUGCUUUUCUUGGUCUUGCUGGCCAGCUCGUGCAAGGCUGCGAAUAUGUCCGUCGAAUAAUUGAUGGAAUCAAGGAAGCAGACGACGAUGUCCGGGAACUUCGAAGCGAAGUGAGCUCUCUUGAACUCAUCAUUGACAGCUUUCGCAAUGUUCUUCAAGAUUUGGAAACUUCUGGUGUUAAGUUGACAGCGAGUGGUCGGAUGCAUGCAGUUCGAUUGGUUUUGAAUACAGCGCAAGAAGCUGUGCAGAAUCUAAUAAAGUUCAUUGCGACCAACAAGUUUUCCGGGAGGAAGAUAAGUAAACUCAAGUUUGUAGUUAUCAAGCGGGAUCUUAACUCUCUAGCCUUGAAGCUUGGCGAUUCCUCGAAUAUUGUCAGUACGAUCCCAGCACGGUUGAAUGAAGUGCACGUAGCUGCAUGCAAUACAAAGGAAGCCGUUUCUACAUUGAAGAGUGAUCUUUGUGCAAAAAUCAAUGACCUCUGCAACGCGGUCGACGCAAUUUCAGCGUCGAAAUUUACUGCUUCUGCUACGACGGUGUGCGAAACAGUCGGUCAAGUCCAUGAGGUGGUUCAAAAUGCCAGUACAGCAAACGAAUUCAUCGAAACGUUAAAGGCCACUUCAGAGGGCUUGAGGUUAUUGCCAAUGGGCAUGCCAACAUUUGUGAAAAACAUAUUCCGCGAAGUCUUGUUGGGGUUUCAUCUUGAAACCAAACACAAUCGAGAUUUUGGGGGGAUUGAGUCUAUACAAAUCUUCAAACCUACUUUGGGAACUGGACCUCGACGAGAAGUUGUCCAACAGCGUAUCUUAGAAAAGAAAUACUUUCGUGCCAUUGGUAUAGUGACUGUGCAGUCUAUCAUUACAACCUUCAAUGAAUUAGAUACUAAUUCCGUCAACAUACGAUCACUCACUGUCACUCAGACAAACGUGGAUUUGUUCGCAAAUCCGGAGUUACUUCAGCUGGGUAUAUGUUGCUCUAUUGUUGAGCAAGGAUUCGCUAUUUCGUCAUUUGCUCCCGAACCCGCCUUACGAGUGUAUAAUAUAAUCGACAGCAACGCUCCAAUCGUCAAUGCCUGCAUUUCUGGUAACCUGGCAGAGGUUAGAGAGCUCUUUUUAAAUGGACAUGCCUCGCCAUAUGAUCGUUUGUGGGCUGAGAGAUCUCUCCUCGAACUAACACUGCGCCAAAUUAUCGAAGCUUUUAAGUAUCGAUCUAUUCCCCCGCAGUGCGGUAUCGAAGGACUGCUAUCCGUCUUUGAGGAAUUGGUGCACCAUGGUCUGGAUCCAGGAGUGCCAAGAAUAAAGGAGGAAAGAGCUGAUCGAUCGCCGCUCAUGACCAUCGCUACUUUGUCACCAACUUCAAAGUCAGACACUGAGUCGCUGCUGCAUUUGGCGCGAAUUAUAAUCAAGAAUAGUACCCACGCUCCAAUUCCAGAACAUGGCUUGGAGAACUUGGAUUGGCAAGUGCAAAUUGAUGGAUUUUAA